GACAGGCUACAUGUCAAUGGACUCGUGGUCAAUAAAGUGACUUCCUCUUUCGGCUGUUUAAGCCAUCGGCCCAAGGACUGGAGGCUUCUCUCCUGCCACAGCCGUGUAGGAUGGCGGCCAUUGUCCACAGUAAGGGAGUCACAUGGGACACCCCUAAUGGAAACCUGGCACCAGCAGAGCGUCUUCAGAAUGAGAGAUCGGAGAGUCCGACCCCGGGACUCGUGGAGGGGACGGAGCCGGGUGCGAGUCAGGAGCGUGCCAUGUUUGUCCACACGCAGUCGUUUGAGGACCUGACCGCCGAAGUGGAGCUGAACGAAGCAGGGCGUCUCGAGUCCGAGGAAGCUUUAGAGAAGACCGAGACUCAAGCGGGAGAAGUUGCGGGAGGUGCGGAUGCUCGGGAGCAGCAGCAGCAGGAGGAGGAGAAGGUUCACCCUUUAGUAAAGGAGAAGAACGAGGAUGUUACAAGCGAAGCGUGGCGCUCUCACAAAAAGCACGUCUUCGUUCUGAGCGAGGCGGGAAAGCCCAUCUACACGCGCUACGGCUCUGAGGAAGCUCUGUCCACCACCAUGGGGGUGAUGAUGGCGCUCGUUUCUGUCGUGGAGGUGGAGAAGAACGCCAUUCGCUCCAUCCACGCAGACGGGUUCCGGGUGGUGUUCCUGCGUAAGAGCCCGCUGGUGCUGGUGUGCGUGUCGCGCUCGUGCCAGUCGGACGGCGAGCUCUGGCGCGAGCUGCACUACGUUUACUACCAGAUCCUGAGCCUGCUCACCCUCCCCCAGCUGCAGCGCGUCUUCCAGCAGCGCCAGAGCUUCGACCUGCGCCGCCUGCUGGCCGGCUCCGAGCGCGUCACCGCCGGCCUGCUGCGCUCGCUGGAGACCGACGCCGGGCUCAUGCUGAACGCCACCAUGAGCCUGCCGCUGUGCAGCGCCAAGCGGAACGCCGUCUGCGCCAGCCUGCAGGCCGCCAGCGCCAAGAACCUGGUGUUCUCCGUCCUGCUGGCCGGGAGCCGCCUGGUGGCGCUGAUCAGGAAGAAGGAGCAGCACCUGCACCACACCGACCUCCACCUGCUGGCCAACCUGGCGUCCUCGUCGUCCUCCUUCAGGCAGGGGGAGGGCUGGACCCCCGUCUGCCUGCCCAAGUUCAACGCCUCUGGCUUUUUCCACGCCCACAUCUCGUACCUUGAGCCGACGUCAGACCUCUGCCUGAUCCUGGUCUCCACCGACAGGGAGGACUUUUUUAACCUGUCCGAGUGUAAGCAGCGCUUCCUGGAGAGGCUGAAAAAGCGCAACGGGUACGAGGGUUUGCUGGAGGCGGUACGCUCGCCCACCUACCCCGUCUCACAGGUUGGCAUUCCCGACCUCUGGCACUUUGUCUACAAGUCCAAAAGCUCUGGGCUGUACACCAGUCCGGAGAUGUCUGUACCCUACCACACCGAGCAGCAGCAGGAGCGCAUCAUGGAUCUGUACCGCUACCUCCACAGCCGCCUGCACCACACCACGCGGCCCCUCCGCUCCAUCUACCGCUGCACCGACACCGAGAACCUGCUCGCUUGGUCCACCAGUGGUUUCGAGCUCUACCUCUGCUUCAGUCCUCUCGCUACUAAAGCCGUGGCCGUGGCCGCCGUUACCAAACUACUGAAGUGGAUCAGAAAGGAGGAGGAUCGUCUCUUCAUCCUCAACUCGCUGACCUACUGAGACGGACGAGCCUCCGCGCCCAGCUGCUCUUCAGACGGACGCGGGAGGAUCACGUCCAGUCCUCCUGACCUCCUGAUCUUGAAGGACGUGCACUGUAGACUGUUAACCAGCAGAUCUCGUCCGUGCAGCACCUCAGAAACACACUAACGUCUCGUAAACCAGCAAACAAACCAUUGUGUUGGUAAGAACCAUGUGACUCCACAGCGCGAUACGGCUCCAGUACUCAGCCAGUCACCCCAGUUCUGCAUUAUUUCAAUCCCAAUUAAAACAACCACUUUCAUUUCGCUUCCCAAACUGGGUGGAUCAAAUUGAAUCUUAUAUCAUUUAAUAAAAGACGAUUUAAAUUAGCACUCGAUCACAAAUGCACAUUUAUGAAUAAGUUUUGACACCACCGGUCUCAUUCCAAGCUUUGUUUACUUUUUUGUUUCUCUACAGGGACCUUUACAUUUCGGUGCACAAUUAUUGUUUGUUUGUUGAAUUAAACAUUCAGGAAGGGGGGGGAGUAAUAGAACAGUUCAUGUGUGUGAUAUCAAUAUGACUUUUAAUUUUGCAUUAAAUGGCCCAAAGUAUGUGGACGCCUGAUCAUGAGCUUGUCGGACAUUCCAUUUAAAAAACAAACUGUAUGUGAUUUUUGACUUUGAAGCAUAUCUGUAGGAAUUUGUGCCCAUUCAGUCAAAAGAGCAUUUGUAUGGCUGGGCACUGAUGUCGUCCCUCUGUUAUUUUGCUCAUAUUUUUAAUCAUGAGAGAAGCUUUAAGUCUGUGUUGAUAACCGGUCUUGUUGAUUCAGAGCUCGCUGACCUGUCGUAUUGAACAGAUUGACCUUAUAACACUGUGAUUAACGAACGCAUUCACUAACCUUAUUUAAAUAAACUUUUUCAAUAAUCA
Trichomycterus rosablanca is the source of this 2576-nucleotide messenger RNA. It is a transcript of the gene mon1a, whose product is annotated as MON1 secretory trafficking family member A. Lineage: Eukaryota; Metazoa; Chordata; Actinopteri; Siluriformes; Trichomycteridae. Gene Ontology annotation, biological process: vesicle-mediated transport; protein targeting to vacuole. The record is from RefSeq and is a predicted model, not a curated record. The transcript is spliced from 6 exons. Bases 111 to 1691 code for a protein of 526 amino acids. Gene Ontology annotation, cellular component: Mon1-Ccz1 complex.